Molecule: messenger RNA, 1596 nt
Organism: Penicillium waksmanii
Lineage: Eukaryota; Fungi; Ascomycota; Eurotiomycetes; Eurotiales; Aspergillaceae
Exons: 4
Coding region: 1-1596 (531 amino acids)
Biological process (GO): guanine metabolic process
Cellular component (GO): cytosol
Molecular function (GO): zinc ion binding; guanine deaminase activity
Source: RefSeq, a predicted model, not a curated record
AUGAGACGAGAGUACGAAUUCACUGUUUACCGGGGAACAUUCAUCCAGCUUGGUCGGCUGCCCGAGUCAGACUUGACCUCAACACCGUCUAAACCGGAGCUGCAGCGCACUCAGGGUAUCCUGUGGGUUUCCGCCGAGAGCGGGAUUCGACUGGAAGGUUCAAGGGAUGGAGCAUUCACUGGGUUCAUGAGCAAAAAUGGCUGGGUUGAUGUUGAUGGAAAGACGAAUGGCAAUCUUGGCGGCGCGACCAAGGUGAAGAUCGUCGAGGCACGCGAAGAUAGGAAUGAAUUUUUCUUCCCUGGAUUCAUCGAUACCCACAUCCAUGCGCCUCAAUACCCAAAUGCAGGCCUCUUCGGCUCCUCAACUCUACUGGACUGGCUAGAGACCUACACUUUUCCAGUAGAAUCAGGCUUCGGCACACAGCCAACCGUGAAGGGCCAAAGCCAGGCCCAGAAGCCAGAAGAUGCACCAGAAUCAGCACUACUUAAAUACGACCAGGUCGUUUCACGCACACUCGCUCAUGGCACAACCUGCGCAUCGUAUUUCGCGACAAUCCACGUCCCAGCGACAAAUGCUUUGGCAGCAAUCUGCCAAACACGGGGCCAGCGCGCCUUCAUCGGCCGAGUGUGUAUGGACGAGCCAGGCUUUUGCCCUGACUACUACAGAGAUCUCUCCGCCGAGGAUUCUCUGUCCGCGACGAAGGAUACAAUUCACUACAUCCACACUCUAGACCCGAAGGGCGCUCUCGUGAAACCGAUUGUCACGCCUCGUUUCGCGCCAACAUGCUCCCGACCUUCUCUCACCGCGCUCGCUAUAACCCCCCCACUUCACAUCCAGACACACAUCGCGGAGAACAAGAACGAAGUGACCUUGGUGAAAGACCUCUUCCCCGAAGCAGAAAGCUAUGCUGCUGUUUACGACCAGCAUAAUCUACUCACGCCACGAACCAUUCUCGCGCAUGCGGUACACCUUUCCAAAGAGGAACGGACGCUCAUCAAAGCGCGUGAUGCGAAGAUCUCACACUGUCCUGCCUCCAACUCGGCUCUCGGCUCUGGAAUUGCCCCAGUCCGAGACUAUCUCAACGAAGGCAUCACCGUUGGCUUAGGCACGGACGUGAGUGGUGGCUACAGUCCUUCCAUCCUAGAAGCUGCCAGACAAGCCUGUCUUUCAUCUCGACUACUCGGCCACACGAAAGACUACGUUGACUACCAUUCCCAUGCCGGCCACGGCAGUAAAUCUGUUGAAGGAGGAGAAAAGCUAUCCGUCGCUGAGAGCUUGUACCUGGCCACUCGUGGCGGAGCCGCUGUUGUCAACAUGGAAGAUGAUAUUGGUGGGUUUGAGAUCGGGAUGAUCAUGGAUGCGCAGUUGAUUCAGCUCGGUUCUGUGCGGAUGAACGGUGCAUCUCCGCUUUCCUCUACUGCUAAUAUGAACGGGGGACCUUGUACCAGUCUGAUCCAGUCUGGACCUGUGGGUAAUGUUGAUAUCUUUGGAACUGAAUCUUGGGAAGAGAAGAUUCAGAAGUGGGUUUGGAGUGGAGAUGAUCGGAAUGUUAAAGCUGUUUGGGUUGGGGGAAGGAUGGUUCAUUGGAGAGUGUAG